Molecule: messenger RNA, 1035 nt
Organism: Caenorhabditis remanei
Lineage: Eukaryota; Metazoa; Nematoda; Chromadorea; Rhabditida; Rhabditidae
Exons: 11
Coding region: 1-1035 (344 amino acids)
Molecular function (GO): oxidoreductase activity, acting on the CH-OH group of donors, NAD or NADP as acceptor
Source: RefSeq, a predicted model, not a curated record
AUGAUGAAUAACAAUGAAACAAAAGUUCUUGUCACUGGAGCUUCAGGAUUCAUUGGAACCCAUUGUGUCGAGGUACUCCUCAAAAAUGGAUAUCGUGUACGAGGAACCGUCCGUGAUCUGAAAAACAAGGAUAAGGUGCAACCAGUCAAAAAACUGGACAAGAAGAAUCUUCUUGAACUUGUCGAAGCCGAUUUGUUAGAUGCGUCUUGUUGGAAAAAAGCAGUAGCGGGGUGUGAUUACGUACUUCAUGUGGCAUCCCCAUUUCCGAUCGUCUCAGAUGAGCGCUGCAUUACAACUGCCGUCGAGGGUACAAUGAACGUUAUGAGAGCAAUCGCCGAAGAUGGCAAUGUGAGAAAACUAGUGCUUACCAGCAGUUGUGCAGCUGUUAAUGAAGGGUAUAAGCAAGACAGAGUUUUUGAUGAGACUUCGUGGUCGAAUUUGGAGAGCGACUUGGUCGACUGUUACAUCAAAAGUAAAACUCUGGCUGAGAAAGCGGCAUGGGAUUACAUUGAGAGACUUCCAGAAGAAAAAAAGUUCCCAAUGACUGUGAUUAAUCCUACUUUGGUAUUUGGCCCAGCUUACAUCACUGAACAAGGUGCAAGUAUUACGCUGAUGCGAAAAUUCAUGAAUGGAGAGAUGCCAGCUGCACCACCACUCAACAUGCCCAUCGUCGACGUGCGUGAUGUCGCGUUGGCUCACUUUGAAGCUAUGCGACGUCCAGAAUCAGAUAACGAAAGAAUUUUGGUCACCAAUGUUCCUUCUAUUUGGUUUAUUGAUAUCGCUCGGAUUCUGAGAGAAGAGUUCAAAGGAAAAGGUUAUUGGAUUCCACGAUUUACUGCCCCAUACUUCUUUGUACGUCUCUAUGCUCUUUUCGACCCAGAAACCAAAGCAAGCCUCCCACGUCUUUGCCAAGAAGUGAAAUUUGAUAACUCUAAGGUUCAACGUUUGCUCGGAAUGACAAUGCGUGAUAGCAAGGAGGCUCUUAUCGAUAUGGCUCACUCGCUCAUCGACCUAGGCAUAAUUGAGAGAAAAUAA